ACAUAAGAGCAAAAAAGCAGAGGAAAAAACUAGUUUUUGCCAAAAAGGGAACAAAAAAAAAAAUAAAAUAAACCAGCGGGCGGAUUACAGACAACAAGCAGCAAAACGAAUUGAAUUCAACCGAACCAACUCGAGUCCCGGGAGAAUCAAACACUGUUUAAAACAACCGCGCUGAGCCUAGGGAUGGCCCCCUCUCUCUCCCAGGCGUAUAGGAGGCGAUGGUGGAUGGCUGGCACAGCUGUGAUUGAGAACCUGCUCUUCUCUGCGGUGCUGCUGGGCUGGGGCUCCCUGCUGAUCAUGCUGAAGAACGAGGGCUUCUACUCUCACCUGUGCACAGAGAACGUAACCAACCAGUCGUGGGGGGAGGACCUGAGCUCGGCGUGGCCCUCCCCGGCCCCCACCAUCUGGCUCAGCUGCGUGGAUCAGGAGGAGAUGCUGAAUCUGGGCUUCACCAUCGGAUCCUUCCUGCUGAGCGCCGCCACGCUGCCCCUGGGCAUCCUGAUGGACAGGCUGGGGCCCCGCCCUCUGAGACUGCUGGGGAGCGCUCUCUUCGCUCUCUCCUGUUCCAUGAUCGCUGCCUCAGCCUACGACCCCCCAGUUCUUUCAGCUCUGAUAUUUCUUGCUCUCUCCCUCAAUGGAUUUGGAGGAAUCUGUCUGACCUUCACAUCCCUGACGCUCCCCAACAUGUUUGGUAAUCUCUCCUCCACUCUGAUGUCUCUGAUGAUUGGAUCCUAUGCCUCGUCCGCAGUCACUUUCCCGGGAAUCAAGUUGAUUUAUGACGCUGGGGUCCCCUUCACUGUCAUCAUGUUCGUUUGGUCGAGUCUGGCCUGCCUCGUAUUCUUCAACUGCUUCCUCAACUGGCCGGUCGAGUCGUUCCCAGCGCCACAGGAGACCAACUACAUUAAGAAGAUUAAGCUCAGUGGGCUGGCUCUGGAUCACAAGUUGACAGGUGACAGGUUCCACAGUCACGUGAGCACAGUGGGUCUGCGUCUGAGUCAGAAGAGCCCCGCGGAGAGCAAGGAGUUCAUCUCAUCCGGGGAGAACGUAGACAAACCGGCAGACAACGUGCACGCCAUCCCGUUCAGACGCAGUGUCUUCUCUCCUAUCUUCCUGUGGAGUCUCAUCACGAUGGCAAUGACUCAGAUCAGAAUCAUUUUUUACAUGGGAUCCAUGAACAAGAUGCUGGAGUUCCUGGUGAUUGGGGGGCAGGAGCACCCGUCGGAGGAGAGGGCAAAGGAAGCUGAAGAGACAGUGGGGUUCUACGCCUCCGUGUUUGGCACGCUGCAGCUUCUCUGCCUCAUCUCCUGCCCUCUGAUCGGAUACAUGAUGGACUGGAAAAUGAAGGAGUGCGAGGAGCAGACCAACGGAGAGAAAGACAAGGAAAGCUCUGAUCCCAACGCACACCAGAAACCAAGAAGAGACAAAAAGAUUCAGAAAAUCACCAACGCCAUGAGAUCCUUCACCUUCACAAACAUUCUGCUAGUGGGGUUCGGAAUCACCAGUCUGAUAGAUAACCUGCCUGUACAGAUUGUUUCGUUCAUUCUUCACACGAUGGUUCGAGGUUUCAUCCAUUCCUGUUGCGGGGGUCUGUACGCUGCAGUGUACCCCUCUAAUCACUUCGGGACGCUCACAGGGCUGCAGUCUCUCAUCAGCGCGCUCUUCGCUCUGUUCCAGCAGCUUCUCUUCAUAGCCAUGGUGGGACCACUGCAUGGAGACCCUUUCUGGAUUAACCUCAGCCUCCUGCUCUUCUCACUGGCCGGAUUCCUGUUGCCGGGAUACCUGUACUUUCACUGCAGAACCUUGGUGAAGGAAAUGCAAGCCAAGGACGGGACCAACCAAUCAGGAGAGGCUUUGAGGGGUCACCAUAGCAAUGGCCAACUGCCAAACAGUGACGCCUAGUCAGGAGCACCGAGCCAAAGAUUGACAAUAAUAAUAAUAAUAAUAAUAAUAAUAAUAAUAAUAAUCUGAGCCUUUGUGAACUUCCCCUGGGGAAUUGUGAACAAUUUUUGGGAAGUUUUAUCAAAUCUUUUUAAAGCUUGAAGAUGAAUUGAAAUCUUUUUUUUUUU
Polyodon spathula (Mississippi paddlefish) is the source of this 2066-nucleotide messenger RNA. Its product is annotated as large neutral amino acids transporter small subunit 3-like. The transcript has 15 exons. Gene Ontology annotation, biological process: transmembrane transport; neutral amino acid transport. The record is from RefSeq and is a predicted model, not a curated record. Bases 184 to 1899 code for a protein of 571 amino acids. NCBI's taxonomy places the organism in Eukaryota, Metazoa, Chordata, Actinopteri, Acipenseriformes, Polyodontidae. Gene Ontology annotation, molecular function: L-amino acid transmembrane transporter activity; neutral L-amino acid transmembrane transporter activity.